GCUCAGGGGGCGGGCCCUAGGCCGGUGGUGAGCGCGCAGCUGUGGCGUCGUUUCGGGUGCGACCUCCGGCCGGUCGGGCUUUCGUCCGGCCCUCCCCGGUGUCACUGUCAUGGCGGCCUCUCUACUGCUGCGGCAAGGACGGUCCGGGGCGCUGAAGGCUAUGCUUCUAGAAGCACGAGUGUUUCGAGGACUUGCUUCCACGGUUUCUCUCUCUGCAGAAUCAGGGAAGAGUGAAAAGGGACUGCCACCGAAUUCCAAGAGGCAAAGUCCACCAAAAAAUGUAGUGGAACCAAAGGAGAGGGGCAAGCUACUAGCCACCCCAACAGCAGCUGAAUUGUCUAAAAACUUGUCUUCACCCAGUUCUUGCCCAUCAGUUGUGAAUCAGGGCAGGAUGGUAGCUAGCCCUCGCCCCAGUCCCGAUGAUAGCAUGCUAUUCACAGAUGAAGGGGUUCCAGAGUUUUUGUCAAGAAAGACUUUGGUAGAGUUUCCUCAAAAAGUUCUGCCUCCAUUCAGAAAACAGGGUUCGAAUUCAAAAGCUCUUCAGGAGAGCAGGGGAGGGACAGAUGAUUCAUCGUCCUCUUCAUCUGCCUCCUCCGACUCAUCGUCCUCUUCGUCUGACUCCUCCGACUCAGAGUCUGACGAGGAGGGCAGCAGCUCCAAGGUUGAUACUCAGAUGACGAGCAGGGGCAACGGAGGACUUCCAAAACCGCAGGCCUCCCAGUCCCUUGAAAACAGAGCCCCCAAAAUUGCAGCAUCAGCCAAAGAGAAGACCCGGUCCCAGCAGGGACAGCCAGACCUCAGCCCUCCAGAGAGGCCCCGUCAGGCAAAGAAGAAAGGGCCCACUGGGAAGCUGUUAGAGCACAAAAAAGACGCUAAACCAAAAACCACAACGCCCGAGUUACAAGCAGAGAAAGCGUUUAUGAAGCAAAACAUAAAGGAAAAACAAAUGGAGAAAAUAUUUAGAUCAAGUGAAAAAGAUAGAGAAAGUCAAAAGCCACUUGAAGUUAAAAAAGUCUUACCUGACCAUACAAAGUCAGGAUUGUCUACACAGCCAGCUGGCAGCCCUGCGCCCGUGCAGCUGUCAGAAGGAACCAGAACAGCAGGAGGCCUGCAGGCACCUGGCGAGACUGGAGAAAGGCGUUUGGAAAACCAAGUAUUGGAACGUGAUGGGGAGGUGGCGUUUCCCCCCGUCGACAAGGAAAGUUCGGGAAAGCAGGUAACUGGAGGGAUCCUGAAGGCUGAAGAGGAGAGUUUGGAAGACCAGGUACCAGUACAACAUCUGAAACCAGUUCCUGUUCCUACGGAAGGCAUUUUCGAGGAAAAGACCGCAGGCCUGGAGCUUGAGGGAAAGGACGAGAUGGCUGGAGAGCCGGCGCCUCGCCCGGAAGAGCAGGACGACACACAGGAGCCCGUGCAAGCUGCCGGCGUGGCCGAGCCGUUCGAUAACAGCACGUACAGAAACCUCCAGCACCAUGAGUACACCCCGUACACCUUCUUAGACCUCAACCUGGACCUGUCCAAGUUCAGGAUGCCUCAGCCGUCUUCAGGACGGGAGUCACCUCGCCACUGAGCACUCCCUUGAGAGAGUAAACCUUCUGGGGUCUGGCUGCAGAAAUAAAGUCCACUCCAGUCAUGAGG
Messenger RNA from Ailuropoda melanoleuca (giant panda), 1638 nucleotides. RefSeq names its product NADH:ubiquinone oxidoreductase subunit V3 (gene NDUFV3). The coding region runs from base 110 to 1570 and encodes 486 amino acids. Gene Ontology annotation, biological process: mitochondrial ATP synthesis coupled electron transport. Gene Ontology annotation, cellular component: respiratory chain complex I; mitochondrion. Lineage: Eukaryota; Metazoa; Chordata; Mammalia; Carnivora; Ursidae. The transcript is spliced from 4 exons. The record is from RefSeq and is a predicted model, not a curated record.